Messenger RNA from Ruditapes philippinarum (Manila clam), 3847 nucleotides. RefSeq lists its product as uncharacterized. The transcript has 6 exons. Bases 2525 to 3712 code for a protein of 395 amino acids. NCBI's taxonomy places the organism in Eukaryota, Metazoa, Mollusca, Bivalvia, Venerida, Veneridae. The record is from RefSeq and is a predicted model, not a curated record.
ACAUUAGUAUCAAACAGUCGGACACAAACAAUUUGGAAAACGAGUAUAAAAAUAAUCCCGGAAAAGGUAGUUUUGGUGACGGCAUACACCGUAAGAAUUCGUCACCUGAAUAUGAAAGAUAUAAAGCUAACGCAACUGAUCAGAUGUACGAAACACUACAAACAGACGAAUGAACUUGGUCUAGACUAACUUUGCCGAAUGAUUAAGGAACACACACGAGUGACGUUAAGGCCAUUAGCUCCCUUUAACCUAAAAUUGAAAUUACACGUGACUUAAAUGAAUGAUAUAACUUGCGAAGCUUAUAUAAAUAUGUUUUAGAAUUAAUAGAGUGUAUUUUACGAGUACAUGUAUUUAGAGUUUUGUUAGAUAAUUUCACCACAUGCGCACCUGUAAUAAUAUGAUAAAUUCAAAUCUGACCAAUAUUAAAUUGUUUGGAUAAGGUAAGAUUUCUUUUUUAAAAGAACAAAUAUUCAGAUAAAAAGCAUAACUAUGUAAAACUAUUGAGUUGUAAAUAAUAAAGGGAUACAGUAAAAUAUUUGAUGAAGACAUCUUCUGUUUUCCAAGUUAGCAGUAACACAACUAUAUGAACUAACAUUUAAGACUGUGGACAUACUGAAUAAAUCUUAGUUCUAACUAUAUACAGGUGUACUGACUGUGUAAUCACAGAUAAUUUCAAAGCAUUUUAACGAAAGGCCAUGGCAACGCCUAGCUGAUGUUUUUGCAAAUAUGAAUGGUGUUUUACAACGAUAGACAUAGUACUCUCAUACAUAUGUUCGAGCUAAUUCUAAGACAGGCCCAAAUUUGACCAUAAGUGAACCUUACCGUCGUUUACCAUAUACAAUUAUGUAAUAGUAAAAUAUCAUGCUUUUAUUAUCUACGUGUGUCUUUGAAUUUAGAUUAGAAAAGAAACAAUAUUUUUACUCUUUUAAAAUAGUCCCUGCUAGAGAUUGUUCUGACUUUGUUGUUUUAGACUUUACCUUGCUUAGACACCAGUUGACUGAUCUUGCAUUUUACACGUCUAGAACGGUAGUUUGUCUUUUAUCUUAUCUCCAUAUGUAUCUUUAAAUUAAAAUUUUAAAUAAAACAAAAAUCUAUAAAAUGUAAUGAUAUAAUUAGUUUAUUUUUGUUAGAUGGGCCCAUUCACAUAUUCUCUUAUUUUACUCCUAGUUUGUUAUUAUUUAAUCAUUGGUCUCAAUUCGCUGUAAUUGUUUUUCACCUCUUAACUUAGAGAUACUUUUUGUCUUUUUUUCUUCUUUCCUCUCCAUCACCCUUUAUACGGAAUCUUUAUCAUGCUUCUUCAUGACAAAUGAUAUCAUUUUAUAUUUCACUUAUAUAUUCCAGGACUUUGUUGUAUAUUUUAUGUCAAACUUUCUAUGGACAAUGUGGACUUUGUUCGUUCAAUUGAAUGCUACACUUUGUUUUUGAUACAUUGUUAUUUUAUUCAACUUUAUGUCACACUUUUCUUUAAAAUGUUGUUGAACGAUACUUUUGAUAACCGUAAAUAACACUUCUGUAAGCUGUCAGACAUGUUAAGUCCUUACAAUGGGUUGUGUUCCCUGUAAACUGCAUCCCAAUAGAUGAGCAAAUCGAAAAUAUAUAUCCUAAAUAUUAAUAUUUUCUAAUUAUUUUAUUACAUAAAGGGCUUAUUUAAGAUAUAUGAGAUCAAUAUAAGAUGAUUGUUAAUCUAGGUUUGCUAUGUAAGAUAAAAUAUUGAUUUUAUCUUAGUUGUUUCAUUGAAAACACAGACCCUUAUUAGAAAAAAUAAUAUUGAGUCAAUUUUUUUAAAACUGCUAUGCUUGUAUAAGCACAUCCUUGAGACGCAUAAAGUUGCGCUGAUAGGAGCACUUGUUGAAUCAAAACGACAUCCAGAUAAAUUAAAUAUUCUGGAUAAAGGGAGAAUACUCGGUAACAACAAAAUGAAAAAUCUAGUUUGAUUUAAACCUUAUUUGUUCAUGAUGAAACAUGUACUUUUGCUUAACUUAUAUUUUAUCAAUAAAAAUAUAUGCUUAGUCAAGCUGGGGGGUGAGAGAUAAAUUAACGAUUUUUCUUUUUUUACCUAUAUAAUAAGUGGCAUUUCUGUGUAUGAUGCAUAAAUAUUUUUGACUACGUAUAGUUAUACGUACAACGGCUAACUCGAAUGUUAGGCAUUGGUAUUUUUUAUUUUUUACGAGUAUUUUGAUUUGUUAUCGAGAAAGUCAUAAAGACGAGCUCAGCAUAAAAAAUACAAACAAUAAUUAACGAACACGAUAGAUCUCACUAGAAUGUAAAAUUAUUUACACAUUCAGUAUUGCAGUUACCCGAGGUAAAUGUAAAAAUAGAAAUAAAUACAUUACAUGAAAAGGUAGGAUGUGGUUAUAUACAAAAAUCGCUCAACCAUAUUACUAUUCUAAAUCUUUAACUUAACCGUCGAGUCAAUUUGUUUUAUGUAUGUCGUAUUGGAAACGAGUUUAUGUGAGGUAUUUUGAAAUGGUUAACUAGUUGUUUACGAAGCAAAGUUAUAUUAUUUGUUGAAACAAGGAUAUCAAUGAUGAUUUUAUUCUUCUUCCUCCUUAUGAUAUGUUGUAUAGAUGAUUUAAACGGUCAAUUACGACUUUGUGGCAAUGAAUAUAAACCAGCUGUAGAAAUAUGCAAAGACAACACUUUGACGGCACAAAAAUUGGUCUACAUAACUACAAAAGGAGUUCCAAAAUUUCAGCAGACACUUUGUGAGUGUUCGAUAACUUCAAACACUUCAGACGUUGAUAUUUCAUUCUCUUUUGUUGAUGGUGUGGUUCCUCAAAGCUUAAGCUUUAAAGUCAACAAUAAUGAAAUAAUGUCAGGAGAGCAACAUACAUUCACAACAGAGGAUCGCAGUCUAACGCUUUCCGUCCUUACUAAUGACAAUUACACACAUGAAAGUGCUUGCUUAAUGGUUUCCUUAAGCAUGAAUAUAAAGUCAGAUACUACUUUCAACGUUGUAUGCAAUCGUACACCGGUGAAGCCAUCAACGUCAAUAGCAACGUCAUUGCCAUACCCUAAUUCAAGUGUUGUGACGGACAAAUAUGUAAGGAAAACAGCUGACAAAGAAGAAAAUAACAUCAUUGUACCAGUUGUGGCGGCCUCUAUUGCUGUUUUCGUCUGCGUGGCAGUUGUAAUACUUAUCGUUAUAAUUUGCAGAAGAAGAUCUACUAAAAGAAAUAAACAGCCAAAAAUACCCAACCAAGGUGUCACAAAGAAAAAUAAUGACGAUGAAGAAGACGAUUAUUACAUGACAGAAAAUCCAAUGUACCAAACAGCAGAUACCAAAACGAAUAUAGAUAAUUCAGAUAAUGAGUAUCAUUAUGCAGAAUCUGCUAAACAUAAAAAACAGAUAAAUAGUGGCGAUUUAAAAUGUAACCCUGAUUUAAAACAGUUUAUAAACAAAGAAAACCACCACGACCAUUCAACAUGUGUGUCAUCUGGCCGGAAAAGAAAUCCAACGGUAAAAGCAAAAACAGCGGACGCUACCCAAAACAAUGAUAAUUCAGCAGUCAAUGACAACAUGUAUGAUACAACUAAUGCGGCUUCUGUUCAACCAUUCAAAGGAUUUAAUGAAUAUCAUCAUUUAAGUAACGCAGGACCAAUGAAAUUAGCGGUUGUCGAUGUAUACAAUACAAUUGGUAAUGCAAGCAAAUUUCCUGGUCACGAAGUCGAGGAAGACGUUUCCCAUUAUCAUGUCGCAAAUGCACGAUAAUACUGACAUGUUCGUUUUACAAUCUGACAUAUUUGUUUUCAAUUUAUUUGUAUCUUUAGAAAAGUUUUUCAAGAUAACUUUAUCUUAUCUGAUUCCUUUGAUUGUAAAGACCACUGACAACAUCGACAUUUCCGA